This is a messenger RNA of Dunckerocampus dactyliophorus (ringed pipefish), 11260 nucleotides long. It is a transcript of the gene ankrd33ba, whose product is annotated as ankyrin repeat domain 33ba. Bases 3965 to 5536 code for a protein of 523 amino acids. The record is from RefSeq and is a predicted model, not a curated record. Gene Ontology annotation, molecular function: protein binding. The transcript has 7 exons. Lineage: Eukaryota; Metazoa; Chordata; Actinopteri; Syngnathiformes; Syngnathidae.
ACACGCGAGUCUGCCAGUUACCCCGGAAAUGGAAAACAGCCUUCUCUUGAGUUUGUUUUCAGAUGGCUUACCGUGUCUAUGACACUCCUUCAGCAAGCUAUUAAAUACAUGAGAGCUUUUGUCCUGUAAAAAUUAUGCCCCCUCCAAAUGUAUGGACAGUUCAAAGGGAGAAGCAGCAGGGAAUGAUCAAACCUGUUGACUUCAUCUAUCGGGAGGACGCCCUGUGAGUCAUCCAGCUAAAGUUGAACAAAAUGGCAGUGGGGUGACGUGAGGAGGGUGUGUACAUUCAUUUUAAAGACAAAUGUUUUAAAAUUGUGGAACUGAGUGAACUCUGUGGACGCUUAAGGCAAGCAUCGCUAUGGUGAGCAGCUGUCAGUGACGCGCCGUAAACCUUCUAAUCUUCUUCAUGGAAUGAGGAUGUCAUCAUCUUUGCAGAUUAGAAUAUUCUUAAUUAAUCACUGUACAGUGUUAUCAACAGUAUAAGUCUAUUAAUGAUUACACUGUAGGAUGGGACCUCCAAAGCUGAACAUAUUUUAUUCCGCAACACUUAAUAGAAACCUGUAUUAAUUGCACAGGCAAUUUUAGAUGAAAUGAAAGUAAAAUAAAGUAAAACUACUCAUUUUAAGAACAAUUUCUACACUGCUAGUAGGCAAUAAUGUGUAUUUAUUGUUAUUAAUUCUCCAGUUUGUGGAAGAUGCCAGCCAUAAAUGAAGCUAUUUGCGGAAGGCUGUAUUUGGGAAUUGCUGUGACACACAUGAAAACACAUCACAAAGGGGAAAAAAAAACAUAAUUAAGGGCCAUUGCUGGCUGAUUCAAAUUGGUUCAUUACUGCCUGUGGAUUAGCGCCAGUGGACUAUUGGAUUUCUCCUUUUCAGCUGGUGGCUAAAUUGAUUUAAUGUUUGUCCUCAGUGUGAAUUAUAUGAAGGCCUUCUAAUAAAUCUCCAAAUAAUCAGCACAUUAAUGGCGAAAAGGGAACAUUUGGAACUUUCAAGACACAAUGAAGCCCAUUAAUGCGUUGACUUCAUCAGGUGACGCAUAUAGAGGGGGCUUUGUGAGGCGGCACGCACCUCAGGUAUGCAGCAGGAGAGACCACAGCGUGCACUUCAUGUUUUAGCUGACAUCUGACGGAGGGAGGGGCAUGUAGUCGCCUGUCAACAAGGUCAUCUUACACUCGCAAACACACACAGGCACUUUUACUGAGGAAAAUAAAUAAUUUAAUGUUUAAAAUUCAUUAUCAGCAUUUAAAGCAACAUAAUGACAUUUUGGUAAUUCACUGUCAUGUUGAGAGAAAGCACAAUUCAUCCAGUGGUCAUUUGUAUUUAUUUUCAUUUUUAUUUAUUUUUAAAAUGCAUUUUCCACAAUUCACUUCCACAAUUUAGCAUUCAUGGCCCUGCAAAUUUGCAGAUUUUUGGUUAAAAGAAAAAAAAAUCCCCUAAAAGUAGGCGUUUUUUUCCCGCGAAAACAUCCUAAAUUGCAUAUAAUUUAUAAAUACAUGAUAAUACAGGUAAAAAUGUACAUCAUACAUGUACCGCUGUUAAAAAAAAAUAAAAAUUGCACAUUUACGGUAUGUCUGUGCUUCACUGGUAAUGUUUUUUUUCGUCACGCGUUGACAUUUUGCACUUUGUUCGGCGGUCCUUGACCGCACCAUGGUUGCUGUACGUAAGUCGAAAAGUAGUGAAACCUAUAUAUAAAAAUAUAUAUGUGUAACUUAUGUAAACUGCUCCAAAAAAUAAAGGGAACACUUAAUCAAUCACACGUCUGUGAAAUCAAACUGUCCACGUAGGAAGCAACAAAGACUGACAAUCAAUUUCACAUGCUUUUGUGCAAAUGGAAUAACAACAGGUGGACAGCAAGACAUCCCUAAUUAUAAUAAUAAGAAUACAUUUGAUUUCCAUUGAUAAUUUUUGUGUGAUUUUGUUGUCAGCACAUUCAACUAAGUAAAGAACAUCAUUCAUUCAGAUUUAGGAUGUGUUAUUUUAGUGUUCCUUUUAUUUAUUUGAACAGGGUAUCUUGGGUAAUACAAGUGUAAAGGUGACUAUAGGGGUGUUAUUUCAUGUCUAGAGGGCUCUAAUAAUGUUAAAAACAGCAUGUAGAGGGCACGUUUUCUAUGCUCUAACUAUGAAAAUAUUCUAUUUAUAAAUAAGGAAUCCUACUUUGUGGAAAUUCACUUCACCAGUUCACCAUUUAACCGCAAUAAAUGAGGGAUUACUGUAUGACUUAAAUUUAGUUUAAAAAAAAUCUGUUGUAUUUAUUAUUGUUUAUUAAUUUCUAUUUGUUUUGAUUACUGAUGUAUUUUAAUGUCAUUUUUGACUAACUGUCUGCAACCAGCCCAAAAUGGAUGCACUUCUGGGUCCCAACCCACCAGAUGAGAAUCCUUACUUUAUCCGCUGAUGAGCUCCAAAUUGUACCGCUUUUGGGGUGUUUGACUUUGGACUUCUGUUAUGUUUACAGGUGAGGUAGCUGCAUAAUGCAUGUAUUGCAUAACAAUGUCAGUUCUAUCUUAACAGUCCAAUUAGUUUGUGUUUAAGAGCUUAUUUGAGCGAGCAGAAGAGCUAUGAGUCUUAGAGGCUCUUGUACCAAAGAGCUUGUUUGUCUGCCAUAAUUCAACUAGAAUUUCCCAUUUAAGGUUUCUUCAUAAAUCAUCAGGAAAAGUAUGCUUUUGUUUGACCACAAAAAAGAGCCGUUGAAGAGCAGCCAUCCACUUUUACAGCCCUGUGAACGACUUUGGUUUGCUUUGAUUGAGCGUGAGCAGCAGAAAUGUACAUUUAUGUUGCGUUAAUUACAACUAAGCAAGCCUUACUUACGUCCUCUUACGCUGCAAGUGUGUAUAACAACAUGUUUUCACGAUUGGAGCCACAUUUUUCUCACAUUUUCUCAUAUUUGAAAAGUUUGAAAAAGGAAGUUUGAAAGUAGAAAUGCUUUAAAAAAAUAAGGAAAUGACCCAGGAAGUGCAGUGAAGGGGCGACAUGAAACUGUGGAACACACGGGGAAAACGACAGAAGAGAAAGAUUCAAAAGUGAGGUAAAAGGCAUGUAUGAUUGUAUGUGUGCAUGAUUGAUACCAUGUAUGGUGCUGGAACAGGACUGGAAGACAUUCUUGGAAGCUGUGUGGUAAGCAAACUCCAUCCUCCUGGUGAGUAUUGUACUUAUAUUUUGCAAUAUGACGAGAUAAACAGAACACUUCUUGGAUUUGAAGAUGUACAGUAACAGUGUGACAACUACCUGACUGUCAUAUUCUAUGAUAAUUGAUGCAUUGACGGAUAUCAGUGUGGAUGUGCUAACAGUGAUGACUGAGCCACCACAGGAGAUCCCACUUCUCAGUGGGGGGGCAGAACAGUGUGGAAUAUUAAUAGGCUCACACUGGAACUGUUAUUGUUCUUUUUCCACUGCAUGUACUCCGACGGAGCAAUUAAAAAAAUAAUCAUGUCAUUUUAAGUAAGGCUGUAGACUGAUUUGAAUUGAAUUGCUCUUCUAGCAUGGGAAUUGUGGCCACAAAAAAAGCUCUCUUAAUAAUUUAAGAAUAUUUUACAAAGAUAUGCAUAUGCGUACGUUUAGUUGUAUUAGAUUAUUGCAAACUACUGUAACUUUUAAAUAUAAUGUACAGUGAGGAAUGAAUCAUUUAAGUACAUUUAGAUGCAUAUACACUUUGAACACGAUAUUGGUAGGAGAACUAAAGGUCUAAUCCAAAUGUAAAAUUUGUGACAUGAUUGUGUAAUACUUUUAUGAUUUAUGGAGGGAGGAGAGAGAGAGUGUCCCGGGUCCAUCAAAUCGGAUUAGGAGACUGAUACUUGCAAGUUGAUGGAGGCGUGCUGCAUUCACGGCGUAGUAACUCUGAGGACAGCACGCGGCCAUUGGACCGCAUGAGCAUUAUAAUAUUUUUUUUUUUAAGUUUGUUUCCGAUAAAGUCCGGAGAUAGACUACCGGUCCCAUGCCUGCGCCCUUGCUCGGCUGGUUUCGGGGCUUAGAUGGUGCUGAUCACGGACGAUAGAGACGCAGGAGUCGCAUCGUCGCUCCGGGGCAAGCAGCAGCAGCAGAAAGCUGGCGGGGACAUCGCUCACGUCCACCCGUCCAUAGCUGAGGAGGACCCUGAUGAAGACUACCUGGGCUCCUGUCAGGAGGAUGAAGAUGGCGAGGAAGAGGAUGAUUUUGAAGAAGUCGACUUCGAGGACUUGGACGACACGAGGAGCAUCACGUCAGACGACUCAUUCUACCCGCCUGAUGAUACGUUCGCGGACUCGGAGCGCACCCCGUCCCCAGAAAGCCCGAAGCCGAUGUCCUUCUUUCGGGCGUGCUGCAGCAAUAACGCCACUAUAGUGCGGACCAUGAUCCGGCAUGGGCUCACGGAGGACGAGGUCAAGCAGACGGACCGGAACAACAAGACAGGGCUGCUGGUUGCAUGUUACCAAGGUUACGUCGAUGUUGUCAUCGCGCUGUCUCAGUGUCCGUAUCUGGACGCUAACUGGCAGGACAGCGAGGGCAACACUGCCCUCAUCACUGCCGCGCAGGCAGGUCACAUCACAAUCACCAACUACCUGCUCAACUACUACUCAGGUUUGGACAUUGAGAGGAGAAACUGUCACGGCUUCACGGCUCUGAUGAAAGCUGCCAUGCAGGGUCGUGUUGAGUGUGUGCGCGCGCUCAUGAUGGCAGGAGCCACCCUAAACGCACGAGACUGUGGCCGCCAAAUGACCGCCAGGGAGUGGGCAAUGUUCACUGGGCGCUAUGAAACAGCCUGGGUGAUGGGUCGACUCAUGGAACGACCCUGCCCGCGCCAAAUCAACAAUGCAUACAGUCUAGAAUGGCCGUCGCUGGCAUCACUGGUGGCCAAUGCCCAGGAGCCCCGUGGUUGCCUUAAGCGUCUCUCGGACAUGGUGCGUGACAUCUUCAACAUUGCCAAUGUUACCAACCCUGAAGACUCCGGCGUCAUUGACCACCUGGUGUCUGUGACGACAGCCAUCCGGAGCCCUUUCAUUGCAGUCACCUGUCGCACGGUGUGUCCAGACAGCCCCCCGAGCGUGGGCAAACGACGCUACGCCGUUGCUGAAAUCAUCCGCUAUCAGCGAGCCAAAGAGCUCAGUGCCAUCAAUACAGACAGGGUGGACACCCACCUCAAGCUCUUCCAAAACUCCAGGGUCACUCUGGUGCCUAAGCCCGCUUCUGACCGGCGAGCCAGCCUUCAGAUGCAGAGCGCAGUGCCUCGAACAAGGAGCUCCAGCCUGGGAAUGUUGUCUUAUAAUGGAGCCGAGCUACGAAGGACCAGCCUGCUGCCGCUGCACAUGGUGCUCAGGAGGAGCAGCAUCAGGCCGGGGUGGACCAUCCCCAAGGUGAGGGUGUCCAAAGCCCCCACGCCCACUUACGAGCCAGAAAAGGUGCGCAGGAAGACCAGUACCAAAGAUGGAGGCGGCAGGCAUUUGCUGCAGAUCCCCAAGUGGCGAUACAAGGAGCUAAAAGAGGAGAGGAGGAAAGCAGAGGAUGCUGAGAGGAGGAGACUGGAGGCCAUAACCAAGAGGCAUCUCUCUGUCAGGAACAGGAAGUAGUCUCAUGCACACUAAACCAAAAAAAAAAACAAAUACGCUGGACUCAGGGUGAGUUUAGAAUUCCCAGCAGUGUUUGGAAAACACAAGACAAUGUUGCUUUUGUAUCCUUAAAUGAACUCCAUAGCAUCUUAGAUGGCUGCCACCUAGCCAGGGUCUUGAUACUUGAAGCUAGCACAUUCUCAUAUUUAUUGCAGCCCAAAAGGCCAAACUGAUAUUUUCUUACUUUUUUCUAGUUUUCCACUGCAAUCCAAUCUUUGUAUGUAUUUUUUUACCGAUGGAAAGUCAAACAGCUUUCACUUGUCAAAAAACCAAACACGGAGUUUAGGAAAAUAUGUUGAAAAGCCGGCAAAAAGUUGAGCGUGAUGUUGAAGAUUUUCUAGCAAUGUGUUUCACCAAAAAUAGCAAAUCUUGAAUCUGGCCAUCUAUUUUUCCACAAAGAUGUUUGGUAUGUUGAGCUGAAAAUGUGAUAUUGGCUAAAUGAUUAUUUAUUCAUAAUUACAUAAAAAAGAUUUUGCUCUCAUUUAAAAGCUGAUAUGGCUUGAGGGCUUGUUUUUUUAAUAACAGAAAUAAUUUAGACUAACCCUAAAAAGAUGUCUGUUUUGUGCAAAUGAUCCAUGAUGUCUCUGAGAAUAUGUGACAUAAUUACAGGCUUUAUGAUGACAAACCAAUGAAUGUACGUUGCAUGUAUGUUUUUUUAUACUAGAAAUCAAAAUGCUUUUUAAUGACGUUCUGACUUUUCAGACUUGAGUUUUAUCAUGCAUUUACAAACAUAGUACCCAUUUUUUCUCCAGUCUGAAGGCAAAGACAAAAUUGUGGAGCACUAUUGUGACGUCACACUCUGAAUUUUAUCAAAUGCAUUGGGAAAGCUCGACUGUUUACAUGAAAACACACACUGGUGACGCUGGUGCUUCAUAUGGAUGCAAUGCUGAUGGCAGGGCAUGGGGGAAUAACGCUUCUACUUGGACUUGUGUGUGCAUUCUUUCAUCUUUUCUUCAUUUUUGGUGUGAAACCAAAAGUAGUAAUACAUAAUACUAUUUACUAUGUAUAUUAUGGGUGUACCCAAUCAUAUAAGACAUUUUAUGUACCAAAAUAUUAGGUACGCUUUCGGUCGAAUUAUUAGGUACACCUAAAGCCAAAAUAUUAGGUACCCCUUUGGUCUGAUUUUUAGGUACACCCAAAAUAUUAGGUACCCUGUUGGUCGAAUUAUUAGGUACACCAAAAAUAUUAGAAACACUUUUGGUCAAAUUAUUAGGCCCACCUAAGGCCAAAAUAUUUGGUACCCCUUUGGUCUGAUUAUUAGGUACACCCAAAAUAUUAGGCACACCCAUGUGACCAAAAUAUUAGGUACACCAUUGGUCUAAUGAUUAGGUACACCAGACGCCAAAAUAUUAGGUACACCUUUGGUCUUAUGAUUAGGUACACCAGACGCCAAAAUAUUAGGUACACCUUUGGUCUUAUGAUUAGGUACACCAGACGCCAAAAUAUUAGGUACACCUUUGGUCUUAUGAUUAGGUACACCAAAACCCAAAUUAUUAGGUACACUUUGGGGUGUACCUAAUUAUGUGACCAAAAAAGGCUGGUCGAUUUAUUAGGGACGGCAAAACUCACUUUUUCUGCCUCUGAUUUGGUAUAUAUAGUAAAAACUAUAUAUAUAUACUUUCUACUAUAUACUUAUACACUAUAUAUCUAUAUACCCACAAUAUUAGGUACCCCUUUGGUCGAAUUAUUAGGUACACCCAAAAUAUUAGGUACACGUUUGGUCGAUUUAUUAGGCACACUUAAGGCCAAAAUAUUAGGUACCCCCUUUGGUCGAAUUAUAAGGUACACUCAAAAUAUUAGGUACACGUUUGGUCGAUUUAUUAGGCACACUUAAGGCCAAAAUAUUAGGUACCCCUUUGGUCGAAUUAUUAGGGACACCCAAAAUAUUAGGUACACCCCAAGGCCAAAAUAUUAGGUACACCCUUGGUCUAAUGAUUAGGUACACCAAAAGCCAAAUUAUUAGGUACACUUUGGGUGUACCUAAUUAUGUGACCAAAAAAGGCUGGUCGAUUUAUUAGGGACGGCAAAACUCACUUUUUCUGCCUCUGAUUUGGUAUAUAUAGUAAAAAACUAUAUAUAUAUACUUUCUACUAUAUACUUAUACACUAUAUAUCUAUAUACCCACAAUAUUAGGUACCCCUUUGGUCGAAUUAUUAGGUACACCCAAAAUAUUAGGUACACGUUUGGUCGAUUUAUUAGGCACACCUAAGGCCAAAAUAUUAGGUACCCCCUUUGGUCUGAUUAUUAGGUACACCCAAAAUAUUAGGUACACUUUUGGUCAAAUUAUUAGGCACACCUAAGGCCAAAAUAUUAGGUACCCCUUUGGUCUGAUUAUUAGGGACACCCAAAAUAUUAGGUACACCCCAAGGCCAAAAUAUUAGGUACACCCUUGGUCUAAUGAUUAGGUACACCAAAAGCCAAAUUAUUAGGUACACUUUGGGUGUACCUAAUUAUGUGACCAAAAAAGGCUGGUCGAUUUAUUAGGGACGGCAAAACUCACUUUUUCUGCCUCUGAUUUGGUAUAUAUAGUAAAAAACUAUAUAUAUAUACUUUCUACUAUAUACUUAUACACUAUAUAUCUAUAUACCCACAAUAUUAGGUACCCCUUUGGUCGAAUUAUUAGGUACACCCAAAAUAUUAGGUACACGUUUGGUCGAUUUAUUAGGCACACUUAAGGCCAAAAUAUUAGGUACCCCCUUUGGUCGAAUUAUAAGGUACACUCAAAAUAUUAGGUACACGUUUGGUCGAUUUAUUAGGCACACUUAAGGCCAAAAUAUUAGGUACCCCUUUGGUCGAAUUAUUAGGGACACCCAAAAUAUUAGGUACACCCCAAGGCCAAAAUAUUAGGUACACCCUUGGUCUAAUGAUUAGGUACACCAAAAGCCAAAUUAUUAGGUACACUUUGGGUGUACCUAAUUAUGUGACCAAAAAAGGCUGGUCGAUUUAUUAGGGACGGCAAAACUCACUUUUUCUGCCUCUGAUUUGGUAUAUAUAGUAAAAAACUAUAUAUAUAUACUUUCUACUAUAUACUUAUACACUAUAUAUCUAUAUACCCACAAUAUUAGGUACCCCUUUGGUCGAAUUAUUAGGUACACCCAAAAUAUUAGGUACACGUUUGGUCGAUUUAUUAGGCACACUUAAGGCCAAAAUAUUAGGUACCCCCUUUGGUCUGAUUAUUUUGUACACCCAAAAUAUUAGGUACACUUUUGGUCUUAUUAUUAGGUACACCCAAAAUAUUAGGUACACCUUUGGUCGAAUUAUUAGAUACACCCAAAAUAUUAGGUACACAUUUGGUCUAAUUAUUAGGUACACCCAAAAUAUUAGGUGCACCUUUGGUCGAAUUAUUAGGUACACCCAAAAUAUUAGGUACCUUUUGGUCUAAUUAUUAGGCACACCUCAGGCCUAAAUAUUAGGUACACUUUUGGUCUAAUAAUUAGAAACACCAUUGGUCUAAUGAUUAGGUACACCCAAGGCCAAAAUAUUAGGUACACCCAAAAUAUUAGGUACACUUUUGGUCAAAUUAUUAGGCACACCUAAGGCCAAAAUAUUAGGUACACUUUCGGUCGAAUUAUUAGGUACACCCAAAACAUUAGGUACACCCAAGGCCAAAAUAUUAGGUAUACCUUUGGUCUAAUGAUUAGGUACACCAAAAGCCAAAUUAUUAGGUACACUUUGGGUGUACCUAAUUAUGUGACCAAAAACAGCUGGUCAAUUUAUUAGGGACGGCAAAACUUACUUUUUCUGCCUCUGAUUUGGUAUAUAUAGUAAAAAACUAUAUAUAUAUACUUUCUACUAUAUACUUAUACACUAUAUAUCUAUAUACCCACAAUAUUAGGUACCCCUUUGGUCGAAUUAUUAGGUACACCCAAAAUAUUAGGUACACGUUUGGUCGAUUUAUUAGGCACACCUAAGGCCAAAAUAUUAGGUACCCCCUUGGUCGAAUUAUAAGGUACACCCAAAAUAUUAGGUACACGUUUGGUCGAUUUAUUAGGCACACUUAAGGCCAAAAUAUUAGGUACCCCUUUGGUCGAAUUAUUAGGGACACCCAAAAUAUUAGGUGCACCUUUGGUCGAAUUAUUAGGUACACCCAAAAUAUUAGGUACACUUUUGGUCGAUUUAUUAGGCACACCUAAGGCCAAAAUAUUAGGUACCCCCUUUGGUCUGAUUAUUAGGGACACCCAAAAUAUUAGGUACACUUUCGGUCGAAUUAUUAAGCACACCUAAGGCCAAAAUAUUAGGUACACCCAAAAUAUUAGGUACACCCCAAGGCCAAAAUAUUAGGUACACCCUUGGUCUAAUGAUUAGGUACACUUUGGGUGUACCUAAUUAUGUGACCAAAAAAGGCUGGUCGAUUUAUUAGGGACGGCAAAACUCACUUUUUCUGCCUCUGAUUUGGUAUAUAUAGUAAAAAACUAUAUAUAUAUACUUUCUACUAUAUACUUAUACACUAUAUAUCUAUAUACCCACAAUAUUAGGUACCCCUUUGGUCGAAUUAUUAGGUACACCCAAAAUAUUAGGUACACAUUUGGUCGAUUCAUUAGGCACACCUAAGGCCAAAAUAUUAGGUACCCUUUUGGUCACAUAAUUAGGUACACCCAAAAUAUUAGGUACACGUUUGGUCUAAUUAUUAGGUACACCCAAAAUAUUAGGUACACGUUUGGUCUAAUUAUUAGGUACACCCAAAAUAUUAGGUACACUUUUAGUCUAAUUAUUAGGCACACCUAAGGCCAAAAUAUUAGGUACCCCUUUGGUCUGAUUAUUAGGUACACCCAAAAUAUUAGGUACACUUUUGGUCGACUUAUUAGGUACAUUUGACCCAUUUGGUCUAAUGAUUAAGUACACCUGAGGUCAAAAUAUUAGGUACACUUUAGGCCUAAUGAUUAAGUACACCGAAAAUAUUAGUGUCACUUUUGGGGUGUACCUAUGCUUUAGUCCAAAUGUGUACUUAAUAAUUUGGGUGUAGCUCAUAUGUAGGCAAGUCUUUUUCUAUUUUAUAUUGAGAACACCAACUAUAUUUGACUUAUAUGUAUUCUUAAUCUUUACUAUUCUUAAUAAUAGCUCAUAGUCAGAGGUCAGUAUGUGUGAUCAAUCCAAACGUAUGAACCCUGAAUGCAUCACACAUAUUCAGGUCAUGAUUGUAGCUGGGCCAGCAGUUUGCAACGUAACCUACAGGCUCCUCCUCUUCCUCUAUGACCCAAAUCUGCUUUAAUAAGGAUAAAAUAAAAUCUAUACUGUACAUCACUACUGAUAUGCCAGCUAUUAUGUCAGCAUGACCUCAUUCCACACCAGCAUUUUCAGGAGAGAAUUUGGGUGGUAGCCCCCUGCUGGGCGUCUGUAAAACAGCACAAUUUGAAUCAGAUACACAUUUAAUUUCUAUGCAAGGUUUGCAAAGUUAGUCUCCAGACUUUUGUCAUUAGAAAGUAGCAUCACUAAUUACUAUAAUUAAGAAGCAAUGGUAAUAUUACACAUGCUACUGUAAAUGUUGCAUUCUAUUCUAUUCUUAAAUGAUGGAAUUUCUUACUAAUAUAAAGUAGGUCUUUUCUAAUGAACUCCAUUUCUGAAAAGCUGCAGCAUUUGAAUAAAUGAUUACAAUGAAACACCAUCUGAACUAAAAAUAAACAAAGCCAUCCUUAUAAACUUGACCCGAGUUUUUCUUCUGUUCAACUGGAUUGGCCGUUGCAGUAU